AUGUCAUUAUUGGUUUGUCUCUAAUUGGUCAUUUUUAAUUUCAAUGCAUGUGGUGGAAAUGGCCUGAUUGGGCGAGCUUUAAAAACGAAGUUACUAGCAAAGGGCAUUAAUGUCCGAAUAAUCUUACGUAAUCCAAGACGCAGUCAAGAUUUAUCCUGGAAAACUGUCGAGUCGUCUGGUCUUCCGGAAGAUACUCAUGCUGUUAUAAAUUUAUCGGGUCGAAGCAUCGGUGAAAUCAAUCCCAAGUUCCUUUUCUCUAAUAGGGCUUAUAACGAAUUUUUAGAAGAAGUUCGCAGCAGUCGCAUAGAGACGACUAAAACUUUAGUCCAGUCUCUUUCAAAGUCAACAAAGCAUUUUAUCAACUCUUCAGCUAUCGGAUUUUAUAAACCCGACUUGUCUCGUAGUUAUUGUGAGAAAGAUGGGUAUGAGGAAUCUGGUUUCCUCUCUCGUCUCGUUCACGAUUGGGAAGCGGCUUGUUCUGGCUCACAACUUGAUGGUAUUCGACGCGUUUUUGUUAGAACUGGGAUCGCCUUAUCAAAUGAUGGAGGUGCUCUGGCAAAUAUGUACACUUCUCAUCGUCUCGGCUUGGCUGGCCCCAUUGGUGAUGGAAAGCAGUGGUUCUCUUGGAUUCACAUUGAUGAUCUUGUCAAUAUUUUCUGUUUCUUACUAACAGACCCUUCUGGUCAAAAGUUGGAUGGUCCAGUUAACGCCACGGCUCCAAAUCCUGUCCGCCAAGGAGCCUUUUCCAGAGCUCUUUGUCAGUCUCUGGGAGCACCAUCUUUCGGUGGGCGCAUUCCAACUCCUGCGUUUGUUGUGAAAGCUAUGCUCGGGGCACAUCGAGCCCCUUUGCUACUUGAAGGCCAACGUGUCCUUCCUGUUAAGGUCACUGCUGCAGGAUUUCGAUUCCAGUACCCAACUCUUGAAUCUGCUUUUGAAAAUCUGUAUGGAAGGAAACUUCCUCCAGUGCCAACUGACUAG
This is a messenger RNA of Rodentolepis nana, 978 nucleotides long. The record is from the annotation of a GenBank genome assembly. NCBI's taxonomy places the organism in Eukaryota, Metazoa, Platyhelminthes, Cestoda, Cyclophyllidea, Hymenolepididae.